Molecule: messenger RNA, 1098 nt
Organism: Hordeum vulgare subsp. vulgare (domesticated barley)
Lineage: Eukaryota; Viridiplantae; Streptophyta; Magnoliopsida; Poales; Poaceae
Product: MADS-box transcription factor 21-like
Exons: 8
Coding region: 172-930 (252 amino acids)
Biological process (GO): positive regulation of transcription by RNA polymerase II
Cellular component (GO): nucleus
Molecular function (GO): DNA-binding transcription factor activity, RNA polymerase II-specific; RNA polymerase II cis-regulatory region sequence-specific DNA binding; protein dimerization activity
Source: RefSeq, a predicted model, not a curated record
ACUCUCAUCUCCUUCCUUCUUUAAAAGGAAACCUAGCUAGCUGCAGCGAGACCAACCCCUUCCACUCGCCCUCUCGGCUGCAGCUUCCUGAUUUCACUCCCCCGCCACUCCCCCUGUCCAUCACCUCCGCUUCGGGAUUGAUUGGAUUCUGGGUUGGAGCUGCUUGCUACCAUGGGGAGGGGGAGGAUCGAGAUCAAGAGGAUCGAGAACACGACGAGCCGCCAAGUGACCUUCUGCAAGCGCAGGAACGGGCUGCUCAAGAAGGCCUACGAGCUCUCCGUCCUCUGCGAAGCGGAGAUCGCCUUGAUCGUCUUCUCCGCCCGCGGCCGCCUCUACGAGUAUGCUAGUAACAGCACGAGGACGACGAUCGACAGGUACAAGAAGGCCUCCGCAAGCUCUUCUGGCUCUGCUCCAGCCAUAGACGUCAAUUCUCAGCAAUACUUUCAGCAGGAAUCUGCAAAACUGCGCCAGCAGAUACUGUCCCUGCAAAAUGCUAACAGGCACUUGAUGGGCGAUUCCGUCGGCAACUUGACCGUCAAGGAACUCAAGACCCUCGAGAAUCGGCUCGACAAGAGCAUCGGACGGAUCCGAUCAAAGAAGCACGAGCUGCUGUCCGCCGAGAUCGAAUACAUGCAGAAGCUGGAGGCUGAUCUGCAGAGCGAGAACAUGUAUCUUCGAGCCAAGGUGGCGGACGCGGAGCGGCUGGCCCUCGCGCCGGCGUCGGGCGGGGGGGAACUGGAGGUGCUCCCGACGUUCGACGCGAGGAGCUACUACCAGCACCAGGUGAACAUGCUGCAGGACGCCGCGGCGGCCUCCUCCUCCUCGCGCUACUCCCAGUCGUCCCAGCCCCAGACGGCGGCGGCGGCGGCGGCGGCCACCGCUCUUCACCUCGGCUACGAGAUUAAGGGGGGGCAGGCCCAACUGAACUGAACUGAACUGGAUGACCUACGUCUACUUAGUUACCACAGUACUGUAUUGCGGUAUGCUACCUAAAUAAUUGCGUCAUGUGUGCCAUGCGACUCGAGAGCGUGUGCGUGUUGUGAAGACUGAAGAAUGACCUGACCUUUUAUAUACUAGUAUCACAUUUGAAAUUUGUGA